Elgaria multicarinata webbii is the source of this 3150-nucleotide messenger RNA. It is a transcript of the gene SEMA4G, whose product is annotated as semaphorin 4G. NCBI's taxonomy places the organism in Eukaryota, Metazoa, Chordata, Lepidosauria, Squamata, Anguidae. Bases 331 to 2862 code for a protein of 843 amino acids. Gene Ontology annotation, cellular component: plasma membrane. The transcript has 16 exons. Gene Ontology annotation, molecular function: semaphorin receptor binding; chemorepellent activity. Gene Ontology annotation, biological process: neural crest cell migration; axon guidance; positive regulation of cell migration. The record is from RefSeq and is a predicted model, not a curated record.
GUGACUGGUGGGGAGGGGACUCUGGGCCGGGGACGGACGGACGGACGGACGCGCGGAGACCACGGCUGCGGGGCUGCGGCCGGAGAGCACAGGGAAUCUAUGUAGGCAUCUGAAACAAAAAAUAAUAAUAACUACAAAUGAAAUCUACCAAAUAGUAAGGAAUGUAAUACAAAACAGAGCCUGGACUGGAAAAAGAGGAAAAGGAAUUCCUCUGUGGACUGCGGUGACACUCAGAGAAAUCAGCGGGAAGAACUUCCAACAAUCUAGGCCUUGCUUGUAGAAAAGGGCUGUGUUGCCCAGUGGGCAGCAGCCUUGGCUUGACCAGGAAGAAUGAGAAAGAAUGUGUCCUUUUUUCUGAUGGUUCUCUUUGUGGUCGCAAUAAUGGGAUACCCCUCCAGGCGCUCUGCUAUGGAUUUGGAUGCCACGCCCCGUAUGACAAUUGUCUAUAAUGAUUUGACUGCUGCAAGGCGUUUUAGCAGCCGUGCCCAGAAUUACACCACCCUCCUGCUAGAAGAUGAGAAAGGAAUUCUUUACGUAGGAGCCAGAGGGGCCAUAUUUUCCUUAAAUUCCAGCAACAUUGCUGAUGGCUCCCAUCAGAGAAUGGAUUGGGAGGCCUCUCCUGAGAAGCGGGCUGAUUGCCUGAAAAAGGGCAAAAACAACAAGACUGAGUGCUACAACCAUGUCAGGCUUUUGCAGCGGCUAAAUGCAACCCACCUGUAUGCCUGCGGCACGUAUGCCUUCCACCCGCUCUGCGCAUACAUAGACACCAGCACGUUCAGGCUACCCUCUCACUUCGAGGAAGGGAAGGAAAAAUGCCCGUAUGACCCUGCCCAGGGCUACACAGGUCUCAUUGUGGAUGGCAAUUUAUAUACAGCAACGCGCUACGAAUUCCGCAACCUGCCAGACAUCCGGCGCAACCAGCACCAGCGGCUUCUGAGGACGGAGGAAUCCCCCUUGCACUGGCUGAAUGAUGCUGAGUUUGUCGCCUCCGUGCUUGUCAGGGAGAGCGUCCUGAGCCCUGUGGGGGAUGAUGACAAGAUCUACUACUUCUUCACUGAGCGAGCUGGAGAGGAGAGCACCUCUGUGUUUGACAAGACGCCAGCGCCCAGGGCAGCCAGGGUGGCUCGAGUGUGUAAGAACGAUCUUGGAGGCAAGAAGAUCCUUCAGAGGAAAUGGACCUCCUUCAUGAAAGCCAGGCUAGCCUGCUAUGUCCCCUACUAUGAGGUCCUCAAGGAUGUUUACAGCCUGGAUGGUGGUGACUGGCAAAGCACCGUCUUCUACGCAGCCUUCACGUUAUCUGCCCAGUGGAGGAGCAUGGAGGUGUCCGCCAUCUGCCGAUACAACGUCUCUGAGGUGCGGGCAGCCUUUGAAGGGACUUAUAUGGAAUACCAGGACUCCUCCCGCAAGUGGUCCCAGUACAAUGGGGAUGUGCCGGAGCCCCGGCCAGGAUCGUGCAUCACCAAUCGUGCUCGCAGGCGCGGCUACAACACCUCCCAGGACCUGCCCAACAACGUGCUGGAUUUCAUCAAGCUCCAUCCGCUGAUGUACGAAGAGGUGAAACCUGCCGACGGAGGGGCCCUGCUGGUGAAGAGAAAUGUGAUCUAUACCCAAGUAGCGGUAGACAGAGUCCGGGCCCUGAACGGGCAAGAGUAUGACGUGCUCUUCUUGGGAACAGGUAACGGCUGGAUUCACAAGGCUGUGGUCAUCGGUUCCAUGGUCCACAUCAUAGAGGAGAUCCAGGCCUUCAGAGUCCCCCAGCCCGUGGAGAACCUUGUCAUUUCUAAACAGCAGAGGAGUCUAUACGUCGGGGCCCAGAGUGGAGUCUUGCAGUUACCACUGUCCAGCUGCAGGCGCUACGUCUCCUGCUUCGAUUGUAUCCUGGCCCGGGACCCGUACUGCGGCUGGGACGGCGAGAGCUGCCGAGAACUAGCUGAGACGCUGAAGAGGUCUCUGCUGAUCCAGGACGUGCUGCAUGGCAACAUGGGCUGCUGGAAUGACUCUGCCCAGGCCACAGCCCUGCAGAAGAACCGGACGGUGCUGCGUGGCGACGACGUGCUCUUGCCUUGUGAGCAGGCGUCCAACCUGGCGCAGGCGGCGUGGCUGCUGAACGGCACGGAGGUGGUCAACGAGAAAGGGCAGGCACGCUUCCGCCUCGGGGUGGACGGGCUGCUGGUGACGGACACCCAGCUUGAGGACGGCGGGGAAUACCGCUGCUAUGCCCAGGAGAACGGCCUCCAGGCUCUGGUGGCCACCUAUGCCCUGACGGUGCUGCCCGAGCCGCUGAUGCCACCGCCACCUCCCACAGGGCCGCAUCCGCCUUGGCAGGCCGCCAUCCACGAGUACGGGGACAUGAGGUUUAUCUACAUCUCCGCCAUCACGGUGCUGGGCGGGCUGUGCCUGGUGCUCAGCGUGGUGCUCCUCUACGUCUCCUGCCUGCAAAAGCGCAGGGGGAAAUACAGCCUGGGGGUCCCCCAGGGCUCCAGCGUGGAGCUGCAGACUGUCUCCUCCAGUUGCCUGGGCAAAGGAGGGCAGGAGGAGGAGGGGGAGGAGCUGGGCACCUACCCAGACGGCUGCCUGCAGAUCAUUCCCGGGGAAGCCCCCACCUUGGCCUUGCCGGGAAAGGAGGGACCCCCGCCCCCACCGCCGCCCCCUCCUCCCCUCCCUGCAGAGUUCACCAACGGCCUUGCCGCCUUGCCCAACAUGCUGCGCAAGAUGAAUGGCAACAGCUACAUGCUCCUGCGGCAGAACGAGGAGCCCUGCACGUCGCCGCUCUACAACUCCUUCACGGAGGAGCUGAGCAAGAUCCUGGAGAAGCGGAAACACACGCAGCUGGUAGAAAAGCUGGACGAGAGCUCUGUGUAGGGGCGGGGGGCGGGGAGCCCCCUUGGCCGAACUCAUUCCUCGGACCCCCGUGUGAUUCCUCCUCCCCGGUCCAACAGAACCAGUGUUACGACGCAGCAGCUACCUCCGGAGCGGCCCUCCGGAGCCGCCACAGACUCCGCGCUCAUUUCCUUUUCUGGUUGUUGUCUUUUUGUUGGUUUGUUUUGGCAUUGAUUGUUUCGUUUUCCAAUUGCUGUAAAAAAAAGAAGAAGAGAGAAAUCUAUUUAAAUGGGAAUUAUAUUUAUAUAUAAAAGGUUGAUCGAUAAACAA